CAGCUGCUACAAAAAACUUUUUGUUCUACAUUAAACGCGAGCGCUGUAAUUUUGGCUUGGAAUUAGUGAAAAAAUUUUAACGCAAAAAUAUAUCAAAAUGAAGCUGCUGCACAAGACAAUCUUGUGCACGCUUAUAGCGAUGGUCGGCUGCCUUAUAUUUGUCGCCGCACAGAGUAAGCAACAGAAGUCGGGUCUGUCUCUGUCGGAGAAGGUUCAGAAUCUGGUGGAUAUGAACAUGAAGAAGCCCCUGUUGCGUUUUAAUGGAGCCAAAUUCCGCGAGUAUGUGAAAAAUACGCCGCGCAACUACUCAAUGAUUGUGAUGCUCACGGCGCUGGCGCCUUCGCGGCAAUGCCAAAUUUGUCGCCAUGCCCAUGACGAGUUUAGUAUUGUGGCUAACUCGUAUCGUUUCUCGCCAAUCUACUCCAAUAAGCUGUUCUUCGCAAUGGUCGAUUUCGAUGACGGUUCGGAUGUCUUUCAAAUGUUGCGUCUUAAUACCGCGCCGGUGUUUAUGCAUUUCCCCGCCAAGGGCAAACCAAAGGGUGCGGAUACUAUGGAUAUUCAUCGUGUAGGCUUUGCUGCCGAUUCAAUUGCCAAAUUUGUGGCCGAACGUACAGACAUCACAAUACGCGUAUUCCGUCCUCCCAACUAUUCCGGCACAGUUGCCAUGAUUACUCUGGUUGCCCUCGUGGGCAGUUUUUUGUACAUACGCCGAAACAACCUGGAAUUUUUGUACAACAAAAAUUUAUGGGGUGCUGUGGCGUUGUUCUUCUGUUUCGCCAUGAUCUCGGGUCAAAUGUGGAAUCACAUACGUGGACCACCGCUGGUGCAUAAGACACAAAAUGGAGGCGUCGCCUACAUACAUGGUUCAUCGCAGGGCCAGCUGGUCGUGGAGACGUACAUUGUAAUGUUUUUGAAUGCUAUGAUUGUGCUGGGCAUGAUUCUGUUGAUCGAAUCCGGCACCCCAAAGGCUCACAAUCGUAAUCGCAUGAUGGCGAUGGCUGGUCUAGUGCUUUUAACGGUAUUUUUCUCAUUUCUGCUUUCCGUAUUCCGUUCCAAGGCGCAAGGUUAUCCAUAUAGCUUCUUGUUUAAGUAAAAAUUGAAGCCCCAAAUGAGGUUAUUAACGUUUUAUAAAUAGUUCAAAUUC
Drosophila arizonae is the source of this 1144-nucleotide messenger RNA. RefSeq names its product oligosaccharide transferase gamma subunit (gene Ostgamma). Gene Ontology annotation, cellular component: oligosaccharyltransferase complex. The record is from RefSeq and is a predicted model, not a curated record. NCBI's taxonomy places the organism in Eukaryota, Metazoa, Arthropoda, Insecta, Diptera, Drosophilidae.